AUGGCAGUGCACAUGCGCCUACUGAGCGAUCCUGACUCCGAGACCACUAGCAUGGUCUUCGUGGUCACCACGCCCGCGCCCAUGGUAAGGCCGACUCCCACAACGUCGAGGCACCCUACCACGGAUGAAUCUACAAUGGUGUCGCCAAACCGCAGGAGACAUUCUAACGAGGCCGCGCAGUCGUCAGCCACGAAACGUCGCCAAUCGAAGAAAUACCCGCCGUCGCCCAGGGUUUGGGUGAACUUGGCAGUGCGUGUGCGCCUACUGAGCGUUCGUGACUUUCAGACCGCAAGCAUCGCCCGCGUUCUGGACGACAGGUGCCGUGUGUUCGACCCCAAGGCCGAGGCGAAGUCUUUCCAUUUUCGAGACGGGGCUAAUGCCAUGCCCAAUGAAGACCAAAUGUUGAUGUUUGAUCAGUUCUUGGAUGAAACAAAAGACAAUGUUUAUGCGUGUGAGAGCACCACCAGGGGCAUGCUGACGAUGCUCCUUGAAGGGCGCAAUUGCUCUGUGUUCGCGUGCAUUUCUUCGGGCACCGACAAAUCUUUCGCAUUGCUGGGCUCCGACAAAUGCCCUGGUGUGGUCUCCCUCAUGGCCAGCGAGUUCUACCAGCGCUCGCCCAAGCUGCAGUCAGAUGGCCAGACAUGCGACGGAGCAGUCGCCUAUGUAGAAGUCUACAACAAGAUUGUUCGCGACCUGCUGUGCCUCGACCCGGCCAGAAGCAUUGCCCUCUUGUACCUCACCAUAUACAAGGUGAAGGAGGCCGGCGCCCUCCUUGAGCCGCUCUUGAAAGAAAAGAACCGGGCGCAGCAUAACACCCACGCUAAUUCUGAGUCUUUAUGGUCACACGCCAUCUUCCAGAGCUACGUCACAGUGACAGAGAAUGCGACAAGCACCAGCAAGGAAACUCGCGUCUCGAUGUGCUUUGUCGACCUUGCCAGCUCGGAGCGCGCAGCUGCGGCCAGUAGGGACACAAAGGAUCAGAUGCGCAAGGGUACCAAGCUCAACCUGUCGCUCCGGGCCCUCGGCAACUGCAUCGACGCCCGCCCGAAGAACGGGAAUCAGCAGGUGACCCCAAGCUCACCCACAUCCUCAAGGACUCGCUGGGUGGCUCGGGCAACGCCCUUUUGA
Dermacentor silvarum is the source of this 1128-nucleotide messenger RNA. RefSeq names its product kinesin-like protein KIF18B. The record is from RefSeq and is a predicted model, not a curated record. Gene Ontology annotation, biological process: microtubule-based movement; mitotic sister chromatid segregation; microtubule depolymerization. NCBI's taxonomy places the organism in Eukaryota, Metazoa, Arthropoda, Arachnida, Ixodida, Ixodidae. Gene Ontology annotation, cellular component: mitotic spindle midzone; nucleus; kinesin complex. The transcript has a single exon. Bases 1 to 1128 code for a protein of 375 amino acids. Gene Ontology annotation, molecular function: ATP binding; microtubule binding; ATP hydrolysis activity.